Messenger RNA from Lepisosteus oculatus (spotted gar), 1628 nucleotides. It is a transcript of the gene oip5, whose product is annotated as opa interacting protein 5. The record is from RefSeq and is a predicted model, not a curated record. Gene Ontology annotation, biological process: CENP-A containing chromatin assembly; chromosome segregation. Lineage: Eukaryota; Metazoa; Chordata; Actinopteri; Semionotiformes; Lepisosteidae. Gene Ontology annotation, cellular component: nucleus; chromosome, centromeric region; chromatin.
GGUGUCUCAGUUUGUUUAUUAAUAGCAGGUGGUAGAGGUGUUGUGCUUGGUACGCGGGAAAAGGGAGAAAACAAGAGUUUGAAGCAUGGCGACAAAGCUGAAUAAGAAGGCUCGUAAAAAGCUAUUUGGUGUAGUAGAAUCUACAGAGACUUGUGAUGUCUCCAGUUUUCAUAUAACUCCCGUGCCAGGAGACGUUUCGUUCAAUGUCGAUGAAACUUUGGGAGAAAGGGAGCACCUUGCUAGAACCAACGAGACCUUUCAGAUCGAAGACGGUGACGCUGGCGUGGCCGCAGUGAAUAACACUUACGUCGUAGGUGAGGAUUCUAUGGUUGCACCGGACACGACGGUCCACAGCCCCCGAGAGGAAGAGGAAGACGACGACGACGAGGAGGAAGAGCUCUCCGGCGCCCAGCAGGUCGAGUGGGUGGAGGUGGUGGUCCUGCACUGCGCCAGCUGCUGCCGGGUGCUGGGCGAUUCCCUGGCCGUGUGCGGCGAAGUGGAGCGCCUCAGCUGUAUCAUCUCUCUGCGAGUAACAAACAACGUGAUGGUGAACGAUAACCUUGAAUUCGGGCUUCAAGAUUGGCUGACUGGCUGCGCUUAUUACGGCCUCCGCUGUGCUGGCUGCCGCGGGGUCGUGGGACUGGUGCUGUAUUCGUCCCCCCCGAAGCUCUCGGAGCUCCGGGGUCUCUUCCUCUUGCAGAAGGAGAGGAUCGUCUGUUAUGUUUUGAAAUCCAGCACAAUGGUGACGGCUGUCAAUGUGUGCUUUAACAACAUAAUGUUGGGCGAGGAUAUCUCGCAGUUAAAGAAGCGGCUUCUUGCCAUCAACCAUCGCCUGAUGGUGGUUGAGGAGAAACUAUCCAGGGCUUUGAAGAAAGUGCCUUAGGAGGCCGGAGGGGGAUGCUGACCCAAGCCGUGGAUAUUGGAUACCUGGGCCAAUCCAAAAAAAAAAGGCCUAUUUAGAAAGUACUUGUGAGUCAUGAGUCUGAAGCACUGCAAGGACUACAAAUACAUUUAAGUACACCUGUGGAACAUGUUAAUUGCAUUAACUUCACAUUUUGGGUUUUUUUUCUACCCACAGUGUACAAACAAGAUUCAGGUCUUAAGGCUACUAAGAGAAGGGAUCCAAUUUAGCAAACCCACUUGUGUUGUAUGUUGUACUCCUUUCAUAUGGGGAAAUUGUUACUUUUGUCUCUGACUUGCCAGUCUUUUGCAAACCAGGUAAAUGUCCCCAUGGUCAUUGAGGAAUGUUGGAAGGGCACUUUGUGGUGUUCCACUGCUGUGAGCCCUGCUCGGCACGUACCAUGUGAGGGCAGGUUAAGUUCCAUGGACACCAUGGAGGGUUACCAGGGUUCGGCUCGUUGCUGGGUGAAAAGAGGAUCUACCGUCUAGUCACAUCACAGGGGAAGUUAGCUCUGUCAGCAUGAGAGCUAAAGGAGUGAGAAGAUCUACUGAAUGAGUUUUGUUUUUCUAGUUGCUUCAGUUAUUGUGGGGAAAUGUUCCAAUGUCAUUUGACAGGGCUCCCCACUGACUUGUUCAGUUUACUUUUGUUACACACAUGUAACUUCUGAGGUCAACUGCGAGGUGGAAUUGUCACAUUUUUUGUAUUAAAAUGCAUAUUGCAAACACUU